AUGACGGAACAGCCACGCCCUAAGGUCGAGCUACCCAAGCCGCCCUUUCACCUCAUCCCGGGCCUCCCUAACUUCCGCGAUGCCGGUGGUUAUCCCAUCGACGCCCAACCCGGCCGCAUCCUCAAGCCGGGCAUCCUCUUUCGCUCCGCGGAGCCCUCCCGCCUCACCGACGUCGGCGUCGCCCGCCUUCAGAACCUGGGCAUCACCCACGUCUACGACCUCCGCUCCACCAUCGAGCUCGAGCGCCUCGCCCAAGCCGGCACGAGCUGCGACGUCCGCGAGUGGCCCGGCGCCACCCGCAUCUUCGUCCCCGUCUUCCGGGACCAGGACUACGGCCCCGAGGCCAUUGCUCUGCGGUACAGCAACUACUCCAGUAACGGGGCUGAGGGCUUCACCAAGGCCUACACCGAUAUCCUCCGCGCCGCCUCGGAGGCGGAUCAUCCCAACGACCCCUUCCACACCAUCCUCUCUCACCUGGCCUCUCCCGAACCCCCGACGCCGCUGCUCAUCCACUGCACCGCCGGCAAGGACAGGACCGGUAUCAUCUGUGCUCUCAUCCUUAGCCUGUGCGGCGUCUCGGACGAGAUCGUGGCCCAUGAGUACAGCCUGACGGACAUUGGUCUCCAAGAUCGGAGGGAAGAGAUUAUCAAACAUCUCCUAGCCACCGAGGCGAUGAAGGGAAAUCCGGAGGGCGCCAGGCGCAUGGUUGGUUCACGGAAAGAAAACAUGCUUGCGACCCUGGACAAGCUCCGCGAGGAGUACGGGUCAGUUGAGGCUUACGUGCAGAAUAGAUGUCGUCUGUCCUCAGAAGACAUCAGCCGUAUCCGGUCAAACCUAGUAGUCGAUGUUGACAAUGGACGUCAAGUAGUUGACUGGGUCUCAAACACAAAAUAUUUGCUCUAA
Colletotrichum orchidophilum is the source of this 903-nucleotide messenger RNA. RefSeq names its product tyrosine phosphatase. Bases 1 to 903 code for a protein of 300 amino acids. The record is from RefSeq and is a predicted model, not a curated record. The transcript is spliced from 3 exons. Gene Ontology annotation, biological process: dephosphorylation. NCBI's taxonomy places the organism in Eukaryota, Fungi, Ascomycota, Sordariomycetes, Glomerellales, Glomerellaceae. Gene Ontology annotation, molecular function: phosphoprotein phosphatase activity.